GAAUCAAACUAAUUGACAGUCUACCGACCAAGAGUUAGAUCAUCGUCUCACAAAAAGAAAGAAAAAAAAAAAACAUGGCCACCCAUGAGAAGCCAAAGAAAUUAGGGUUAUUCACGAACUUCUACAAAUCCGGCACUGCUGCCGCCGGCACCGGCAAGAUCAACUGCGUUGCGAAGCCUGACACGCCGGCCUUCACAAACAAGUACAUUGCUCGGGGCUGGAUGCUCCGGAAACCCCGGAAUUGCCCGGAGAGCAGACGCGGCGGCGGAGAUCAACUGGUUAGAGCAAGCAGCGGCCGAGGAGAGGAUGGCGGCGGUGGUGGCGGAGGAGGAGGAGGCGGGAAUGAGAUGGUGGUGGUGGAGGCUAGGAAGUCGGUGUCGCACGUGGAGACGAACCUGGCGUCGGUGGUGGCAUUCUUGCAAGUGAAGGUGAUGGUGGCAGACAUGCCGGGGUUCAUGCAAGUCCAUGCAUUCAGGUGCGCGAGGACGACGUACGACAGCUUGGAGAAGUUCAGCGCCAAACACAUGGCUUACAACAUCAAGAAGGAAUUUGAUAAGGUAUAUGGGCCGGCAUGGCACUGUAUCGUUGGCUCGAACUUCGGCUCCUUCGUGACCCACGCAACAGGCGGUUUCCUAUAUUUUUCGAUGGAGAAGCUCUACAUUUUGCUCUUCAAGACCAAAGUCCAGAAAGCUAUUGAUUGAAGGGCAGAGGUUGGAUUGU
Rhodamnia argentea is the source of this 720-nucleotide messenger RNA. RefSeq lists its product as uncharacterized. Gene Ontology annotation, molecular function: dynein intermediate chain binding; dynein light intermediate chain binding. Gene Ontology annotation, biological process: microtubule-based process. Bases 75 to 701 code for a protein of 208 amino acids. Gene Ontology annotation, cellular component: dynein complex. The record is from RefSeq and is a predicted model, not a curated record. Lineage: Eukaryota; Viridiplantae; Streptophyta; Magnoliopsida; Myrtales; Myrtaceae. The transcript is spliced from 2 exons.